Messenger RNA from Sungouiella intermedia, 1155 nucleotides. The record is from the annotation of a GenBank genome assembly. Lineage: Eukaryota; Fungi; Ascomycota; Pichiomycetes; Serinales; Metschnikowiaceae.
AUGAACGCCGGCAAAGUCGCGUCCAUCCUUCUGGUGGCCAUUGCCUCCCUCACAAUUCUAAAUUUUCUCCUAAAAUAUUACACAUACUUUGUUCUUGUGGUGGCUGCCCACAAAUCUGCUUCUCAAGACUCCUCGAGUGAUGAAUCUGGCUCCGUUCCUCAUCCACACGAGCUCUAUGUGCCAUUUCUCACGUUCAUUCCCACUGUAUCUCCCGUGUUGUUACGACCAUGGGUGAUUAUCACUGCAGGUCUCAUUGAGGACUCGCUACUUCUGCUUGGUUUCACGAUAUUGGCAGUAUUCAACUUGGGCAGAUUUCUAGAAGGCAUGUGGGGCCUGCAAGAGUUAUUGCGCUUCAUUCUGUUUGUUUUGGUGGCUUCCAACAUGUCCUUGUACCUCUACUAUUCGUUCAAGACGGCAAUAUUCGGUGCUGGUACAUCUGUUCCUCCCGUCGUGAUCUCAAGCAUAGCCAUUGUCAUGGCGCUUCUUGUAGCUGUCAAACAGCGUAUUUCCGAUCAUUACGUGAUCCUUUUCCGAGGAUCCUUACGUAUCAAAGUCACCUACUUACCUUUCAUACUUCUUGUGCUGCUGGCAUUCUUGAAUCUCAUCUCAGACUCUUACAAGGUCACUUGGCUCCUUUCUCUGGUGGGAUUUGUCCUCAGCUGGGUGUACUUGCGCUACCUCAAGGGUACCUCCAACGAACGCCAGUCAUAUCUUCUUCCAAUUACUGCCAGACGGGUCGCAACACCAGGUCUACCUCCCACACUACUGCAACCUCCAACUAUAACCUUCGAUAACAACUUAUCCAAAGGAGACAGGUCCGAUCUGUUUGCUUUGGCUACAUUCUUUCCUGGCCCGCUAGGGUCUCUUGUUCUGCUUGUUUGUAACGCUGUAUUUAGGUUCAUGAUCAAGAGGAAAUGGGUGGACCCCAAGGAUUAUACCACUUAUGACGGUGAAGGUACUCAGGAGGAAUUGGGCUCGGUCCAGUCCAAACUCUUCAGUUUGUCUGCUUUGAAAGGCGCUGAAGAUGUAUCUCCCAUUCCCAAUGCUGGCAAUGCCUUCAACAAGGUAAUGGCAUGGUUUACUACGAAGGAGAAUGUUGAUAUCAAGGACAGCAUGGAUAAGAGACGGAAACUCGCUAUCCGAGAACUAGAUUAA